Messenger RNA from Setaria italica (foxtail millet), 612 nucleotides. RefSeq names its product cysteine-rich PDZ-binding protein. The record is from RefSeq and is a predicted model, not a curated record. NCBI's taxonomy places the organism in Eukaryota, Viridiplantae, Streptophyta, Magnoliopsida, Poales, Poaceae. Gene Ontology annotation, biological process: cytoplasmic microtubule organization. Gene Ontology annotation, molecular function: microtubule binding. The coding region runs from base 145 to 435 and encodes 96 amino acids. The transcript has 4 exons.
GACGACCUUGGACCCGACACAUCCGAGCGAGACCCACCGCCACCGCCUUCUCCUCUCUCUUUCUCCUACCUCUCGCCCCCGUCUUGUCCCCGAGUCCCAAGCGCAAGAACAGCCAAGGAAUCGGCGGCGGCGGCGGCGGCGGCGAUGGUGUGCGCCAAGUGCGAGAAGAAGCUCGGGAAGGUGAUCGUGCCGGACAAGUGGAAGGAGGGCGCCAGCAAUACCAACGAGAGCGGCGGCCGCAAGAUCAACGAGAACAAGCUCCUCUCCAAGAAGAACAGGUGGACUCCCUAUGGAAACACCAAAUGUAUAAUAUGCAAGCAGCAGGUGCACCAGGAUGCAAAAUACUGCCACACCUGUGCUUAUUCGAAAGGAGUGUGUGCAAUGUGCGGGAAGCAAGUGCUGGACACGAAGCUCUACAAGCAAAGCAACGUGUGAUCCUAGAUGUACUAAACUGCUAAUAACUUGUAUGAAAUCUUGUACUUGCAAUCUAGCUGUUGAAAAAUAGUGAUGUGUGCUAUAACAGAAAAAAGUAUGUACUUGACUAACAAUUCUGGAACAUGAAACGUUUCCAAAAUUAAAGCUCCAGCAACUCGAGCUUGUGUCACCUUACAA